UUGUGGUUCCCCCAUUCAAACAAAUAACACUUUUCCUUCUCCUCCUCCAUUCAAACACUUCUCAAACAAACUCACACACACUUCUCUCAUAACCAAUUCUCACACCAUAAAUAUACAUAUACAUACAUAAUAUAUAUAUAUAUACACACACAAAUACACUUACUCAUCCACAUCUCUAUAAUCAAAGAGAGAGAGAGAGUAGUGUUCUUCUAAUAAUAUGGCUCCAACAACAAUAUCAACCACCACACUAACCGAUUUAUCAGCAGAAAAAACUCUCCAAACCAAGUUCGUUAGAGACGAAGACGAGAGACCCAAAGUCCCUUACAACAAAUUCAGCACUGAAAUUCCCAUAAUAUCCCUCGCCGGAAUCUCAUCACCGGAGAACAGAUCCCACAUUCGUAACAGAAUCGUUCAGGCCUGCGAAGAAUGGGGUAUAUUUCAGGUGGUUGAUCACGGCGUCGAUGCCUCACUCAUCGGCGAUAUGACUGAUCUUUCUCGCCGAUUCUUCGCUCUUCCACCUCAAGAUAAGCUCCGUUUCGACAUGUCCGGUGGCAAGAAAGGCGGUUUUAUCGUCUCUAGCCACUUACAGGGAGAAGCAGUACAAGAUUGGCGUGAGAUAGUCACAUAUUUCUCGCAACCGCGGCGGUUGAGAGACUACACGCGGUGGCCGGACAAGCCGGAGGGAUGGAUUGGUGUGACGGAGCAAUACAGUGAUAAGUUAAUGGAGCUGAGUUGCAAGCUUUUGGAGUUGUUAUCAGAAGGGAUGGGGUUAGAGAAAGAAUCCUUGAGCAAAGCUUGUGUGGAAAUGGACCAAAAAGUUGUGGUCAAUUACUAUCCCAAAUGCCCUCAACCGGACCUUACUCUUGGGCUUAAGCGCCACACAGACCCCGGGACAAUAACCCUUCUUUUACAAGACCAGGUUGGCGGUCUCCAGGCCACUCGCGAUGGCGGUAAGACCUGGAUCACCGUUCAACCUGUUCAAGGAGCUUUUGUUGUCAAUCUUGGCGAUCAUGGUCAUUAUUUAAGCAAUGGAAGGUUCAAGAAUGCAGAUCAUCAGGCGGUUGUGAACUCGAAUUGUAGUCGAUUAUCGAUAGCGACAUUUCAAAACCCUGCACCGGAAGCGGUGGUGUAUCCGUUGAAAGUGAGAGAAGGAGAGAAAUCGGUGUUGGAAGAACCGAUGACGUUCAUGGAGAUGUAUAGGAAGAAGAUGAGUAAGGAUGUUGAGCUUGCUAAGCUCAAAAAGUUGGUUAAGGAGAAGCAGUCUCAACACUUGGCUAAUCUUAAUAAUAAAAAUAUUUCCCAACUUGAAUCCAACCCUAUUGAUAAGUUACUUGCUUAAUUAAAAAAAUUAUACAUAUAAAAAUAUAUGCAUUUGCUUUAAAUAAAUUGUUCGAGUUGAUCCUGAAUUUUACAUGUUCAUGUUUUUUCCUUUUGAAGAUGUAAUGAGUUUUAUGUUUUGAAGCUUAUAAAGUUCUCUAAUUAGAAUAUCAUAAA
Messenger RNA from Cannabis sativa, 1494 nucleotides. RefSeq names its product naringenin,2-oxoglutarate 3-dioxygenase-like. The coding region runs from base 218 to 1339 and encodes 373 amino acids. The record is from RefSeq and is a predicted model, not a curated record. The transcript is spliced from 3 exons. NCBI's taxonomy places the organism in Eukaryota, Viridiplantae, Streptophyta, Magnoliopsida, Rosales, Cannabaceae.